GGCUUAAUUCAGUUUUUACCAAUUUAGGUUUCAUUAUUAGUUUUUUCUAUAUCUUAAAACAAAUUUUAGAUAACCCACUUUCCUUAAAAAAUACUGGCCUCUUGGACAUUAAUUGUGGUUUUAUUUCCUCCCUAUUUCUGACUUUUUUUUGUGUCACGUUUUUUAUUUUCAGAAUAAUUUGAUGGCCAAGGUUAAGGAAUUACAAAAAGAAAAAGGUUGCACUCCCGAACAGCAGUAUCGGGAUAGAGCGAGGGAGCGGAGGAGUCAUUUCGGUUACGAUCCAGGGCUACAAGAUGAACCUGAAGAUGCCUCCGCCGAAGUGACACAGGCGGUCGCUGCUUAUAAGGCGGCAAAGCCACUGGACUCUACCAAUGUUGGUAACAGAAUGCUCAAGUCUAUGGGAUGGAGUGAAGGCUGUGGACUAGGACGAAAUCUUCAAGGUAUCGUUAUUAUUGUAAAAAUUUUAAGAUUUACUUUAGGCAUCGUUCAACCAAUACAAGCGGAACAGCAUGUUCAAGGUGUUGGACUGGGUUCUUCCGGUUCUAAAAUUGAUGUUAAUGCCUCGUGGAAGGAUAGAAAUAGGAAAUCAGCCAUUCAACGAUUCAAUGAUUUACAUGACACAUAG
Molecule: messenger RNA, 625 nt
Organism: Meloidogyne enterolobii
Lineage: Eukaryota; Metazoa; Nematoda; Chromadorea; Rhabditida; Meloidogynidae
Source: the annotation of a GenBank genome assembly